UGCACGAUGAUCCUGCUGAUGGUUUUGAGUUGGAACCGCGUUUCCACACAACAGACACGCUUUCGUUUUGGUUCUGAUCGACAAUCACAAUCAUGAUUCAUAGCUUUAGACCUUUGCACUCAUCAGACCAACGCCGUUCACGUACCGUUCGACACUUCGGCCAUCGCUCAGACCUAGACUUUACUUGGAAUCCACUACACACUGCCCCACCCGCCUGGCUCCUUCCCUUGACUCUGCGAAUCCUCGAGCGAAGACUUUGCUGCUAGUCAAGCCGGGACGAGCCAAAAAUGACACACGAACGAAUGCGCAAAUCGCGCAGACGAGCCUCGCCGGACGAGGUGGAACUGGCACGUCGAGCUAUAGGCAGCAACACGCAGAUUCAGUUGAGCAGAGGCUUCAGCGCUGGUCAAUUACAGUACACCAUUCCCAUCCAAGUAGGAGCUCCUGCAGAAGAAUUUCAUUUGCAACUGGAUACCGGCUCGAGCGAUCUGUGGCUCGCAUCAAAAGAUUGCAGAUCCAGCAGCUGUCGACCUAAUUCCGGCGCGGGCGUAGACUUGUACGACGAUGGCGGUGCGACCAAAACUAACAAGGAGUUUGAUAUCACUUAUUUGGCAGGCACAGCAAAAGGAGACAUCGUUACGAGCAACAUAGAAGUGGGUGGAACAUCGUUCGCCCAAGCUUUUGCAGCUGCUACCGACGUGGAAUCACAACAGCUGGGAUCGAUGGGUGCAUCGGGCGUGCUGGGACUCGCUCUGCCCGCCAACUCGAUCAUACAAGCGACGCUCAAAGGUUCACCUGCCGCAGCAAAUGAUUCCUUUCCCAGCUCCAGCGCCACGGGUAGCAUUUUGCCCGGCGUGUGGCAAGAUGCAGCUGCAGGGACACGGUUCUUUAGCAUUGGCUUGCAACGUCUGCCUUCGGAUGGAGGCAACGGCAACUCGACACUCACCUUCGGAGGGUACGAUGCCGCUUAUGCGCCCGAUGCUAGCCAGAUCAAGUGGGGCUCCAAUGUGGCUGAUACGGACGGCGUAAAUCGCAAAUGGACCUCCCUCGUCACCCAGCUCAUCACUACGGUCAACGGCACCUCUACCGCUUUGCCCAACUACACUGCCCUGAAAGCCAUCUGGGACACUGGUGCUCGCUUCAAUUAUGGUAGGAGGGACAUAUUGAAUGCCAUGUAUGGCGCGUACGGACUCGGCCCGAAUGCGGAUCAGAGCGGAUACUACUUUCCCUGUCGCACAUUGCUGCAGAUCACCCUCAGCAUCAAUGGAGAGCUCGCGACCAUCCAUCCGCUCGACUCGACGCUCAAGCAGACGGAUCCGACUUCGUCAAGCUCUUCGGGCUGCAUCGGCGGCUUCCAACCCUUUGUGGAUGACGCGAAUGCGCCGGCCGAUCUGGUGCUCGGUGCGCCUGCUAUGCGAAGCAUAUACAGCGCGUUCUCUUGCGAUGGUGUUCUGAACGGCGCUCCUCAAGGUGCUGCGGCGCCCAACUGCGAUCGCCCACAGAUUGGCGUGCUUGGGCUACUCAACGAUCCUGCUUCUCGCAACGAAGCCAUAGAUCAAUUCAACCAGGUGCGCGUGCAAGGAAAGAGUCUGGGAGACGACUCGAUCAUUGACAACGACGGAGCUGGCGGUACUGCAUCGAGAGGUCUAGGGUCGGGCGCGAAGAUUGCCAUCGGCGUGGUGCUGGGUGUCGUUGGGCUGUUGGUCGUUGUAGCAGGUGCGGUACUCUACGUCAAGCGACGGAGAGCAGCGAGAAAUGGCGAAUACGACUCGCCGGGACAAGGACUGGACGGUGCGGCAGAGAAGGAGGAAGCGUUGGAUGGUGGGCGUCGCGCUCAAAAGUCGGCAAAGGAGCAAGCUGCAGCGAGGGAGUGGGCACUGUUGCACGGACAAUUUCCCGAAGACGAACCGCAAGGAGAACAGCCGGAUCUUGCUGCUCGAACCACUGCGGCCCCUACGUGGGACACUGAUUCCAGGGGCUACUGGGAAGCGCGUGCGGUCAAAAAUGAGUAUAAACAAAAAGCUAGGGCUCCUGCCCGGGGCGACGCCUCAAGUAGUGGAGCAUCCGGCGCGGGAAAGGAACAUGAGAUCUCAGGACAAAGAGCAAGUCAGCACAAGCAUAGCGCUAGCGCUUUUACGGCCCAUCCAGAGUCGUACGAAAUGUCGGACACGGGCAGUCACAGACUUGGACCGCUGUCGCACGAUGCCACACACUCUCCGUUUUAGAUGGUAGAGGGCGGUGCCGCUGUUGAUCAGCUUCCUCUCUCGCUCGAUCUGCUUCCAUGCCAAGUUUUUCAUUGCAUUCCUCGCCUCUUCUGCACGUGUAUUGUAAUACCGUCCAUCGUCCAUCUCACAAGGCUUUCUUCACGUUUAUGUUUUCAAGUCGGUUACGCACACCUGACACCUCUGUGCCCUUUCCAUCUACCAUUGUCUCACGGUUCAUGCGUUGAAGUCUGGCGAUACCACGCACGGAUGCAAGGCCUGUAAUAACACAUCUUCAUUGCAGAAUUGGAACGGCGAUCUACCGGACCUCCUUCUCGGGAAGCGACCGACAAUGAAAGGUCUUGAGCUUAACGAUGCUUUCACCUCGAACGCUUUCGCAACACCCAAGGCGAACUGAUGAUAGGUCGAAGGCCAUGCGCA
This is a messenger RNA of Ceraceosorus guamensis, 2642 nucleotides long. RefSeq names its product acid protease. The record is from RefSeq and is a predicted model, not a curated record. Gene Ontology annotation, molecular function: aspartic-type endopeptidase activity. NCBI's taxonomy places the organism in Eukaryota, Fungi, Basidiomycota, Exobasidiomycetes, Ceraceosorales, Ceraceosoraceae. The transcript is spliced from 3 exons. Gene Ontology annotation, biological process: proteolysis. The coding region runs from base 288 to 2225 and encodes 645 amino acids.